This is a messenger RNA of Hibiscus syriacus, 578 nucleotides long. Its product is annotated as golgin-84-like. The transcript is spliced from 3 exons. The coding region runs from base 1 to 534 and encodes 177 amino acids. The record is from RefSeq and is a predicted model, not a curated record. Lineage: Eukaryota; Viridiplantae; Streptophyta; Magnoliopsida; Malvales; Malvaceae.
AUGGUCCAAACAAGUACUGACCUGUAUAACAACAGUGAGAAAGAUUCCCCUAAAGUUCCUAUAUCUGGGUCGUUGGAUACCGAUGUGGUUAAACAUGGUGCUGAUCAGGAAGAAGCCUCUGCGAUUGUCAACAAUGCAGAUGCUUCAUUAUCAACUUCAAAUGUGAGCUUCUCAAUGAGAAUGCUUCUGAUGUUCAAAUAUACUGAAUCCCAAAUUGCAGAUGUCCCUUCAAAGUCUGAACAAGAGAAGUCACAACAUGUAGUUGUUGAUUCUCAUGUUAACUCUGAAGCUAAGUUAAAAGAAGACGAUGUUAAAAUUGAAACUCCUGUGAAUCAAAAUAAACUACAAGCGCAAAAUGUUGUCACUCCUCCAAAAAUGGCCCAGGACCAACUUGAUGAGGCUCAAGGACUGCUUAAAACCACCAAUUCUACCGGUCAAUCAAAAAAGGCAAGACUAGCUCGGGUAAGCUCCCUAAAUUUAUUGGUUUUCCUUUUGGUGCUGAAUAUUGAGACUAAUGUGUAUUCAAGCAAUUGAAUUUCACUCUCAUGUACUACCUAUAGAAAAUAAGAGUUCAGUAC